CCCGAAGUCCCGAGCCUCCGAAGCUCGGCUUACAAUCCCACGAUGUCUCUUGUGUACUUAUAUGCUUGCCGUGGUAGUAAUAUGCCCCAGCCCUUUACGCCAUCCUGUCCGGUUCUUAUUCUACGCGGUUUCCAUUACCUCCUCCUAGUCAAUACUCCCAGAACCUCAUUCACCAUGUCUGCCCCUCCGCCCGCGGGCAUGUACGUGCCUGUGCCUACCUUCUUCGCAGCCAAGAAGACGGCCAACUACGACGCCACCACCCCGCCGCUGGACAUCGAGACCCAGGGCGCGCACGUCGUGUAUCUAGCCAAAGCGGGCAUACGCGGCGUCGUGGCGCUGGGCAGCACGGGAGAGGCGGUGCACCUGCACCCGCGCGACAGGACCAAGGUGCUCGGCGGCAUCAAGGCCGCGCUGGAGAAGGAGGGCUUCAAGGACUACCCCAUCAUUGCGGGCACGGCGACGAACAGCGUGGAGGAGACGGUGGAGCAGCUCAAGGAUGCGCACGCGGCCGGCGCCCAGUGGGGGUUGUGUCUUGUGCCGGGGUACAAUGCCGUUGUGACGACGCAGGAUGGCAUCAUCCGGUGGUUCACGGCCGUGGCUGACCAGAGCCCCAUCCCCGUUAUGAUCUACCACUAUCCCGGCGUCUCAAACAAUGUCAAGGUCAUCCCCUCCACAUACGCCACGCUCUCCAAGCACCCCAAUAUCGUGGGCUGCAAGCUGUCGCACGGCGACGUGUCAUACCACGCCCAGAUCGGCGCCAACCCAGCCAUCGACCCGGACCACUUCCACGCCUUCACCGGCCUGGGCCAGCAGCUGCUCCCCGUAAUGUCCGUAGGCAUCUCUGGCGCCAUCGACGGCUCCGCGGGCUUCUUCCCCAAGACUUUGGUGCGCCUGUACGAGCUGUCGGCCAAGAGCCAGCCCACACCCGCCGAGGUGGCCGAGCGCCGCCUGCUGCAGUUCAAGGUCAGCUCGAUGGAGGAGAUUGUGGUGCGGUAUGGAACUGUCGGCAUUAAGGAGGCCGUCAGCAGGUUGAGGGGCUUUGGCGACGUUGACGGCACGAGGCUGCCGCUCUUCGGGGGAAUUCCUGGCGGUGAUGUUGAAUGGGUCAACUGGAAGCCGGUGCUUGACGCUGUUGAUGAGGUUGAAAAGUCUUUGUAAUUGUGUAGAGGAUAGAAGAAUUUAAACAAAACUGAAGACAACCACCGACUCAUCUACUCUAAAGUCACAAGUCCAUGAAUUUAAAACCAUGUAUUCACAAACAUUCAACCAUUGUCACCGACCACUUGACAAAAAGUAAAGACAGAUCUCGG
Ilyonectria robusta is the source of this 1310-nucleotide messenger RNA. RefSeq lists its product as uncharacterized. The record is from RefSeq and is a predicted model, not a curated record. Gene Ontology annotation, molecular function: 4-hydroxy-tetrahydrodipicolinate synthase activity. The transcript has 2 exons. The coding region runs from base 43 to 1158 and encodes 371 amino acids. NCBI's taxonomy places the organism in Eukaryota, Fungi, Ascomycota, Sordariomycetes, Hypocreales, Nectriaceae.